Molecule: messenger RNA, 799 nt
Organism: Sus scrofa (pig)
Lineage: Eukaryota; Metazoa; Chordata; Mammalia; Artiodactyla; Suidae
Gene: GPX2
Product: glutathione peroxidase 2
Biological process (GO): response to oxidative stress
Molecular function (GO): glutathione peroxidase activity
Source: RefSeq, marked validated
AGCACUUACAGGUGGGUGGCUGCUUUUGCUAAGUCAUCCUGGGGAUGCUCAAAGCCCCACUGUGAAAUUCUUCCUGGCUCCUCCUUCCUCAUUCCCACUUUAAUAGACCCUCAGGUACGCUCACACCACUCUGCCACUCACUCUGCACUUCCACCAUGGCUUACAUUGCCAAGUCCUUCUACGACCUCAGUGCUAUCAGCCUGGACGGGGAGAAGGUAGAUUUCAACACAUUCCGAGGCAGGGCAGUGCUGAUUGAGAAUGUGGCCUCGCUCUGAGGCACAACCACCCGGGACUUCACCCAACUCAACGAGCUGCAAUGCCGCUUUCCCAGGCGCCUGGUGGUUCUUGGCUUCCCUUGCAACCAAUUUGGACAUCAGGAGAACUGUCAGAAUGAGGAGAUCCUGAACAGCCUCAAGUACGUCCGCCCUGGGGGUGGAUUCCAGCCCACCUUUACCCUUAUCCAGAAGUGUGACGUGAAUGGUCAGAAUGAGCAUCCUGUCUUCGCCUACCUGAAGGACAAGCUGCCCUACCCUUAUGACGACCCGUUUUCCCUCAUGACUGAUCCCAAGUUCAUCAUCUGGAGCCCUGUGCGCCGCUCAGAUGUGUCCUGGAACUUUGAGAAGUUCCUCAUCGGGCCAGAGGGGGAGCCCUUCCGACGCUACAGUCGCACCUUCCCCACCAUCAACAUCGAGCCUGACAUCAAGCGCCUCCUCAAAGUUGCCAUAUAAACACUGACCGCUCAGCACACAGAUCUCCUACUUCCUCCUGCCCCUGAGUAUCCAUCCUUAGCAUUCAGUGU